AUGAUCCACUUCACAGCACAGCUCCUUGACCGUGAUCGCGUCCCUCUGCUUCUCCACCGUGUUCGCGCCACAGCAGGACGGCACACCGAUACGGCAGAAGCACGACGACGUGACGUCGACGUCGGCAUCGGCGAGCGCGGCCGCCAGCUGUGUUUCGAGCCGCGCGGCCUCGCUGUGGCGGCCCAGACGCUGCAGGCACUCGUGGUAGCCGUGCAGCGCCCACACAUUGUUGGGGUGCUGGUGCACGCGGCCCGGCGUGGGCGCCAGGCCCAGGUCCUGCGCGUACGCGUGCGCCGCCUCCUCGACAAACCCCUGCUCGAGCGACAGCGCCGCGAACGCGUGCCGCGCCGGCAGCAUCCAGCCCCAGGGCUCCGCAAACGGCAGCGCGUCCUCGAGCGCCACGGCAUCGCGCAGCCGGCCAAAGGCCACCGGGUAGUCGGCGCGCCGGUACGCAAUCUCGCCGUCCAGCAUGGCCGUGGCAAUGUGCAGGAUGUCUGUGAUCUUGUUGGGGAAGUCGAGCCGUGUGGGCGGCACGUACGCCGCGGCCGCGCGGAACCGCGCGCGCGCCGCCUCGGCCUCGGCCACCCGGCCGGUCGCCGCAUAGGCAAUGGCGUGGCCGUAGUGCCGGAACACGUUGGUCACGCAGUACAGGUCCCUGUCGGCCUUGGGCUCGAGCCGCAGCACCUCGUCCCACCGCCCGAAGCGGAUCAGCACGUGCACGCGCACCGCCAGGAAAAACUCCAUCCAGUCGGCCAGCGCGGGCGCCUCGACGCGCAGCAUCGCUUCGGUGAUUGUCGCCUCCAUGCGGUCCGUCGUCUCGAGCGCCGCCUGCGACAUGCCGCCCAGCAUCGCCGCGUAAAUCAGCGAGUGGUAGUCGUGCAGCCGGUAGUAGCUGUAAAACGUGCGCCCGCCGUUGCCCGCCGCCGCAAAGUACUUGUCGUCGGCCACCGUCGCCCGGUGGUUGUACUCCACCGCGCGCCGGUAGUCGCCCACCAGCACGUCAAUGUGCGCCGGCAUGUGGUACGUGUGGCCCGUGUCCGGCACCAGAUCACGGAUCAUGUCCGCUGCCGGCAGCGCCGCGGCCGGGGUCGCCGACAUUUCCAUCAAGUGGAUGUAGUAGUGCGCCACGCCCGGGUGCGUCUCGACGCCCGGGCGCGCCAGGGCUCGCUCGAGGAGCGCGCGCACCUCGGCGACCGGCGAACUGGCAAUCGGUCCGCCCGUCGCCGUGUCAAAGAGUUUCCGCGGCGCCACGUUCAUCAGCGCGUCGGCAAAGAGCGUGACCAUGUCGAAGUUGGUGUCGUCGCGACCGAACUGGGCGUACACAGUGCGCAUGGCGUCUGCAUAGGCGCGGUCGCACACGGCCGUGUCGCGUGCCGCCUGUGUAUAUGUGAAUGUGUCGUGGACGGCCUGUCGCCGGUCGGCGUCGUUGAACAGGCGCCAGGUGCGGUUGUAGUUGGGGCCCGAGCAGAAGGCGAGGCCCCAGUAGGCCAUGGCGCAGGCAUCGUCGUGUGCGAGCACCUGUCGGUAGCACGCAAUGGCCUCGUCGUGGUUGAAGCAGUAGGUCCAGACGAGGGCGCGGCCGAACCAAAUCUGGGCUUCCGGCGACGUCGUGGUCACAUGCGGUGCGGCGGCCGACGACCGGCCCAAGUCGUAGUAGGGUUCGGCGGUGGCGCGGGGCUUGACUUCGGACGACGCUGCGGCGGCCCCAGACGACGUGUCGGAGAGAAACCGCUUGCCGUCCUUGCCAAUGUUGCCCUUGACGCGCGCCUUGACCCACUCGCCCGCGGUGAUGCCGACGGCCGCCUCGUCGUCGUUGGCGUCGUAGCCCAGCCGCGCCAGCACGGCGCUCUGCACGGGCCGCAGCUCGAGCGCGUCCUCGGGGCGCAGAAAGUAGAGCACGCCGAGGCGGUCAAUGUGCGCCUGGUCGGGCGGCGGGGCGACGACGCGGUGGAUGCUGCUCUUCAGGAAGCCGUUGGUCAAAAACUGCAGCGCGUCGGCCACGUUGACCGUGAUGCUGCCGUCGAGCGGCUUGACCCAGCGCCAGCCGCCGUCGGCGCCGCGCACCUGCAGGGCGGCGACGGGCUGGCGGAACAGGAGCGUGAGGCUCCCAAAGUCGGUGUGGCCCUUGACCCAGACGUUGUCGAGCUUGGCGUUGUCGGCGGCGCUGCGGUGGUGGUACUUCAUGUAGCGCAGGUGGCAGUCGGACAGCUCGUCGUAGCGGUGGUGGGCGGUCAGGGCGUCCUCGGGCAGCUCGAGGACCAGGGCAAAGAGCACGAGCAGCUUGCCGACGAUGUGGUCGUGGAUGUGGCGGGCAAAGUGCUCAAUCUCGGGCCGGUUGGCCGUGAUCACGGCCGGAUGGGGCCGCUCGGCGUGGGCGGGGAUGAACUUGGGGAUGUUGUAGAUUUCCGUGUUGUCGGUGAUGCCGGGCGUCACCUCGCGCAGGCCCAGCGGCUUGUAGCCGUUGUAGCCGCCGUGCUCGAGGUCGGCGCGCUCAAACACAGACUUGCCAAUGGCAAACUGGCGGUCGACCUCCUCCUGGCUCAGGCCAAAGUUGACAAUGUAGAAGAAGCCGACGGACUGGAUGGCGGCCUCGAGCUGCUUGGCCAGGGCCUCUUUGCCGCCGGGCUGGUCGAACGUCGACAGGUCGAGCGUGGCAAGUUGGGCCCAUUCGACUGGGGGGAGGCGCGGGAACGGUCAGUUUGCAUCGACAGAAUGGCAAUCGCUACCAAAGGGGUGAAGGGCGCCUAG
This is a messenger RNA of Sporothrix brasiliensis 5110, 2748 nucleotides long. RefSeq lists its product as uncharacterized. NCBI's taxonomy places the organism in Eukaryota, Fungi, Ascomycota, Sordariomycetes, Ophiostomatales, Ophiostomataceae. The transcript is spliced from 4 exons. Bases 1 to 2748 code for a protein of 915 amino acids. The record is from RefSeq and is a predicted model, not a curated record.